AUGGAGGCGAUUCAAACUCAUCCCACGAGCGCAGCGCAGGCCAAGGCCUUCACCGCGCCUGGUUCCCUCUCGUUCCCCGGCGGCGCUCACGAGCUUCCUCCCCAGGCGAACGGUGAUAAGGCUGCCGUCAACGGACAGAUUCCUGUGCCCAACGGUCAGCAACCUGCAAACGGUACCGGGGUGACACCCGCGACACCUGCUGCGACGCCGGCCGCGACACAGGGUGGAAGUGGCUUGACUCCUACGUUGCAGAACAUCGUUGCCACGGUAAACUUGGAUUGCCGCCUGGACCUCAAGACGAUUGCCCUGCACGCGAGAAACGCAGAGUACAACCCCAAGCGUUUCGCUGCCGUCAUCAUGCGUAUCCGUGAGCCCAAGACCACCGCCCUGAUCUUCGCUUCUGGCAAGAUGGUCGUCACCGGUGCUAAGUCUGAGGAUGACUCGAAGCUUGCGUCUCGCAAGUAUGCUCGUAUCAUCCAGAAGCUCGGAUUUAACGCCAAGUUCACGGACUUUAAGAUCCAGAACAUUGUCGGCUCCUGUGAUAUCAAGUUCCCCAUUCGCUUGGAGGGUCUUGCCUCGCGCCAUCACAACUUCAGUUCUUAUGAGCCCGAGCUGUUCCCUGGUCUUAUCUACCGCAUGAUCAAGCCCAAGAUUGUGCUUCUUAUCUUCGUCAGCGGCAAGAUCGUCCUCACUGGUGCCAAAGUGCGAGAGGAGAUUUACCAGGCCUUCGAGAUGAUCUAUCCCGUGCUUCAGGAUUUCCGCAAGGUCUAA
Molecule: messenger RNA, 771 nt
Organism: Colletotrichum godetiae
Lineage: Eukaryota; Fungi; Ascomycota; Sordariomycetes; Glomerellales; Glomerellaceae
Product: transcription factor
Exons: 4
Coding region: 1-771 (256 amino acids)
Biological process (GO): DNA-templated transcription initiation
Molecular function (GO): RNA polymerase II general transcription initiation factor activity; DNA binding
Source: RefSeq, a predicted model, not a curated record